GUGCAUGUGGGCAACGCCGUGCCGCCACUUUCGCGCUCCGCUCUCUGCCGCCGGCCAUCGUCGUCCUCGACCUCGUCCUCGUCUUCGUUCUUGUCCCCUUCGCUAUAACCUUCGCCAUAACCUGCCCACUAACCCCACUGAUUGUGACUGUACUCUGUGCCUCCUCUGCACAAGUCAAAAGCUCGGACAGUCCGGGGGAAUCGAGAUGCGCGUAGCAGUCAUCGGCGGUGGGCCUUCAGGCCUCGUCACCCUCAAAUACCUAUCCCAAGCCGGCGACUUCUUCCCCGGGACGCACAUCGAGGCCAAGCUCUUCGAGGCCGCCUCCCAGAUAGGCGGCAUCUUCUACCACCACGUCUACGAAGACGCCGAGCUGGUCUCGUCCAAGUUCCUAACCUCCUUCUCCGACUUCCGCCCCAGGCGAGACGACCCGGACUUCCUCUCCGCCGAGCGUUACCUCGAGUACCUCAACCAGUACGCCUCGGCUUUCGACCUCUGGCCGCAUAUUCACCUGUCGACCCGCGUCCUGUCCGUACGGCGAGGGGGCGACGUGGCGGAGGCGAGCGGCCAUGUGGUCACGUACAGGACCCCCGAGGGGGAGGAGGUCGAAUGGGAGUGCGAUGCCGUGGCUGUCUGCUCCGGGCUGCAUCAAGUUCCUAACAUCCCGGACCUCCCCGGCGUCGAGAACGUCCCUGUGGUGAUGCAUUCGGCGGAUUUCAAGAGCCGCGAGCAGUUUGGCGUCGACAAGACGGUCCUGGUCCUCGGGUGCGGAGAGACGAGCUUUGAUAUCGCUGCGCUGGCUAUUCGGUCGCCGACGAAGAGGGUUGUCCUAUGUCACCGUAAUGGAUGGCUUGCUGCACCCAAGAAACUGGCCAACACCAGGUUCUUGCCCAAGAUCUGGAAACCCCCCAAAGACGCCCCCACCUAUUUGCCCGAAUCGCCUCCCGUCGACGUGAGCCACCUCUCGCUCUUCGAUACCAUGUACGUCCACCCCAUCGUCCGGGACUCCAUGAUCGUCUGGGACCAUUACGACAAGGUGGCCGUCGGUAGUGCCUGGAUAUCGACCGGAGCACCCCACGGCUUCGACCAGUUCAUCGGCGCCGUACCCCCCGAGAAGUUCCACGCCUCGCGGCUCUUCUUCAACAAGGCCUGGCCCAACGUAAACAAACACGUCACACCCCCCUGGCGUCCCAGAGGCCCCAAACCCCUACCAGACAGGAUCCGGGAAUAUAUCCUCCACACCCCCGUCGAGGACUCGGACAAGAUCAUCGACCUGGCGCCGUUCCCAUCCCACAUCGACCCCUCAGGCGUAGCCCACUUCCAAGACAACGGCCGGGAAGAAUACCACUCGAUCAAGAACCAACUCAUAAAGCCCGACGUCCUCAUCUUCGCCACGGGCUACCUGCAGAGCUUCCCCUUCCUCCCACCCCCCGCCAACCAGGGCCGCAAGCCGUACCCGCUCGCCCACGACACCGACGUCCGCGCCAUCUGGAAACGCGACGACCCCACCGUGGCCUUCAUCGGCUUCGUGCGCCCCGGCUUCGGCGCCAUCCCCCCGCUGUCGGAGCUGCAGGCCAUGCUCUGGAUCGCCCACCUCCUGGGCCGCGUCCGGAAGCCCUUGCUGCCGGAGGACGAGUGGCAUUACCGCCUCAUCGCCCCGCCGGCCGCGCGCCUCGGCUACGGCGUGGAGCACGAUAGCUACGCGUACCAGCUCGCCCUCGAUAUGGAUGCCGCGCCGAGCUUCACGCAGGUGGUCCGGCUGGGGUUCGCGCAUGCGGCGAGGAGGCCGUUUUGGCGGCUUCCGUGGAUCUGGGCGGCUGCGCCGAACUUUACGGUCAAGUUCCGCCUCGUGGGGCCGUGGGCGUGGCCCGGUGCCGUGCAGGUCAUGACGGAGGAUUUGUGGGAGGUCAUUACGAGGAGGAAGGGUGUGUUCAGUAAUUUCACACUGGCCGUCAUACCCAUGAUCCAACUGGGCUUAGCGAGCGCUUACUACCUUGUAUACGCCCGGGUCAACGGCUUUCUCUCGCGCUGCGGACUGGCGAAGCCUUUCCAGCCGGUUAACGAGCCCAAGAGGCAGUUUGAGGAGCUGGCCAGGAAGGCGAAGGCCAUGGAAGCUGAAAAGAUGAACGGGACCAAGAAGAGCACAACAACCGACGGGACGACAGUCGAUGAUAUCAAGAGCGAACCUGCGGCAACGAUGAACCAUUGAACUGGGGUGGGCUGGGCAUAUGGAGGACUCUUCACGAACUCAUGAGACAUGACAAUACAGCGGCCGCGUCCAAGCUGACUAGAAUGCCCCCCGUUACCCCUUAAUAUAAGAUGGUAUAUGUCCCUGUGAUACCCCUACUCCGACCCCUUUUCGCUACCAAUAUCCGAAUAACCAAACCACCCA
Molecule: messenger RNA, 2389 nt
Organism: Sodiomyces alkalinus F11
Lineage: Eukaryota; Fungi; Ascomycota; Sordariomycetes; Glomerellales; Plectosphaerellaceae
Product: dimethylaniline monooxygenase
Exons: 3
Coding region: 206-2206 (666 amino acids)
Molecular function (GO): flavin adenine dinucleotide binding; NADP binding; N,N-dimethylaniline monooxygenase activity
Source: RefSeq, a predicted model, not a curated record